UUGAGUUUAAGUACAUGAGAAGAUUAUAUCAGCUGUUCUGAAGUUUUUUAUCAUGUGGUGUGUGAGGUAUGUGUAUGUGCGUUCAUGUGUGAUAUGUGUGUGUCCGAGAACAGACGCUCAUGUAUGAGGCGCCAUUAGGGACAUUAUUACUGAAACGCCUUCCUGUUUAGCCGAAAUGCCUUCCUGUUUAAGCCAAUUGUGCGUGAGAGCGUUUCAGUAAUAAUGUCCUUCACGGCCCCUCAUAGAGGUAACAAACCUUACACGGAGGAGGGCCCUCCCCUCUGUUAGCCGAUGCGUUCACGGCGCCUCCUGCAGGUGUUGAAAUCCACACGCAAUGGCUGCUGUAGUCGGGAUGAGGACGUGGAGGUGUCCGACCAGAGGACUUUUCUGUCCGUGGGUGGUGUUUUCUUUCAUUACAUUGAACAUUAUCAAUGAAGCUGUUGGAGCGCCAGAGACAGGGCUUUGGAAAAUCACAGUUGUUAAUACCUCAAAACCACUGUUGUUAAGGAAAUCCAUGUAUAAAGACACUGAUAUUGAACUAAAAGUCGUGUCUUUUGGCUGUCCUGAGGAGAUGAACUUCACUAUUCGCUGGUUUUUGAAAUACUACCCCUGUCACAAUGAAUACAACAAUAUUGAAGAGAUGUAUGAGAAGACACCUCUGAGUCGUGGGGAAAGUCUGAAUCCAAACCCAUUUGGACAAGGGGAGUACAUCGAGCACAAACACAGGCCCAUUAUAUGUAACAGGGGGCUGCACUCCUUUCCGAUACUCAGAAAAGCCAAGGCAGAUCCACAUGUGUCAUCUAGGGGUGAAGUGAUGGAUAAAAAUCACUCUAAAUGGAUUGCCGAGGAGUAUGACAACAGCAGCGCUAUGAAGAACAGCAGUUUGAAAAUCAGAGACAACGUCAUAGCCACCACAUGGAAGGACGGCCCUUACCUGCUGGUUGUUAAGAUUGAGUCUAGCAAACAGAAAGCCAACUGGAAUUUAAUAGUUAGUGUGGUGAUGAAGGGCAGCCACGGCUACAUUUCUGUCACAGAAUGGCCUCUCAUGAUUUUCUACAUGGUGAUGUGCAUCGUGUACAUCCUGUACGCCUUGUUGUGGUUUAUCUGGGCAGCUUGUUACUGGAAAGAUCUCCUGAGGAUCCAGUUCUGGAUAGCAGGGGUCAUAUUCCUUGGGAUGGUGGAGAAGGCUGUCUUCUGCGCCGAAUACGAAAACACCAAUGCUGUCGGCUCUGCUUCUCCAGGUUUGUUGAUUUUUGCUGAGUUGGUCUCUGCGCUCAAGAGGACUCUGGCUCGAUUGCUUGUCAUCAUCGUCAGCCUUGGUUAUGGCAUUGUGAAACCUCGACUGGGAACAGUGAUGCACAGAGUUGUUGGGCUUGGUAUCCUCUACUUGGCCUUCGCUAGCAUUGAGGGCGUCCUGAGGAUCACAGGGGCAAAAGACUCUGACUUGGCUCUGCUGGCCAACAUUCCCCUGGCUCUGCUUGACUCUUCUUUAUGCUGGUGGAUAUUUGUCAGCCUGGCACAAACCAUCAAAACUCUGAAACUGAGGAGAAACCCUGUCAAGCUGUCACUCUACAGGCACUUUACAAACACACUAAUAUUUGCUGUCAUUGCUUCCAUCAUUUUCAUUGGUUGGGCGACUAAAAAAUUUCGAUUAGCACAAUGCCAGUCUGAUUGGAUUGAGUUGUGGGUAGAAGAUGCUUUCUGGAGGUUCCUGUUCUCUGUCAUUCUGCUCGUCAUAAUGUUUUUAUGGAGACCAUCUGCAAACAACCAAAGGUAUGCUUUCACACCCCUCAUGGAUGACUCUGACGAUGAGGAGAUUGAGGAGUUUAUCGCAUCUCCAAACCUUGCUGAUGGUAUAAAGUUGAGGGUGGCUAAAAGUGAGACAAAUGGUACAGCAAAGCCUGCAGAAACAAACCCAGAUGAAGACUUAAAAUGGGUCGAGGAUAACAUUCCUAGCUCUCUAACUGAUGUAGCUCUACCUGUCCUGCUUGACUCAGACGAGGAAAUCAUGACGACCAAGUAUGAAAUGUCAAAGCUGGAGUGAAGCGCAGCGUUUCCAUCUGCUGACAAGGAAGGAGAACACAGCAGCUAUACUUGACUCCGGAGCAGGGUUUUACUCCAUUUGGAUGGUAGUGGAGUACCACUUUCAGGGGAUCCUUCUGAAUGGCUGCUACCUCACGGGGUGGUUUUAGAGGGACCUUUGCCGACUUCUGUCAACUUCUUAAGGACUCUACCAGAGGAAAACUAAGUCUUUUGACUCACCCACCAGUUCACCGUUUCCCUAGUGAUUUCUUUUUCCAAAGAGAACAGUUUCAUGUUUUUCCUCAAGAGCUGUAUUUAUUUUUGCUAUGUUUAGACACUUUUUUUUUUUUUUAAACCAGAGAAUUAACAGUGGGCCUCAUACAUUAACUUACUCACAAAUAUAUAUUAAGUCUUCCUGAAAUCUAGAUAUUUAGUUAGUUGUAAGAAGUCUGGUAACUACAUAGGAACAAAAUGCUUGUUUCAGUAAUUAACUGAAAAGGAAAUACAUAAGUUAUUAUAAGCCAGAAAGAAUUUUAUUCAUAUGUAUGUUUAAUUUCAAUGAGGAAUUGUUUUCAUAUAUAGACGCUGAACUGUAGUGGUCACAGGAGCAUAGGAAUUAGUUAACAGUGUAUUAUUUAUGUGACUGUAAGAAGCACAGUUACGUUACCAGCAUUAAAUCCAGAAGCAAAGAAGGAAUAUAUUUGUUCAUAUGCACUAUGACGAUCAAAGCUGUGCCUACAUGUAGUUCUUGUAUGAGGCCCUCAUAGCUUCAUUAGCUUGAUUGAGAACAAUGUGUGUGAAACUGAUGUCCUGGACUGAAACUACCACACAUCCAUGUACUUGUGAGCGAGAUGACGCACAAACAAGUCUUUUUUGCAUCAUUUCGAGUUAGUUGUGUUACUUCAGUAGUGUAGAUUUAGGGUUUGUCAACAUGUUUUGAAUCUACUGUAUGUGUGUGGGUGGGCAGAUUCUGUGUCUUUUGAAAUGGGGAGCUGAAUGCUAUGUGUAUGUUUAUGUGCAGCUGAGUGAUUUAAUUAUUUAUUUGUGUUUCAAGUGGACUUACGAGUUGUUAAAUUGUUUUUGUCCAUGAAAUCCUCUGUGUUUACAAUGUGCGCUUCCAUUUUUCUUUAUUUUAAAUUAUUCGGAUCCUGCACUAUCUUAACGUUUGCCUUCUUUGCUGAUAAAUUCACUGUAUCGGCUUCACGGACACCUUAAUAAGAUUUGUGUUCUUUCAAGUCAGUCUUAAUAUAUUGAUUUAAUAUUAUUUUGAAAGAGCGUGACCUGUUUUUGGCAGCGAUGUUUUGGAGUUGUGUGUGUGUGUGUGUGUGUGUGUGUGUGUGUGUGUGUGUGUGUGUGUGUGUGUGUGUGUGUGUGUGUGUGUGUGUGUGUGUUGUCUCGAGUAAAUGUAACAGCAGGACUUGUAGUUUUGUCUGUCUAGGCCAUCCGGCAUUAUAACACAGCAGCUGAGUUAUGCAGUAUGCACACACUGAUCACCAGUGGAUUUAUAAUGUCACCGUUCCUUUCUUUUUUUUUUUUUUGUCCCUUUUGUAUUGGCUGGAAACCUGGAAUAAUUGUGCUUAUGAUGGCAAGCUGGCCUUCAGUUAUAUAAACCUGCAGACACCUGCAGUGGACCUUGA
Molecule: messenger RNA, 3659 nt
Organism: Archocentrus centrarchus (flier cichlid)
Lineage: Eukaryota; Metazoa; Chordata; Actinopteri; Cichliformes; Cichlidae
Gene: tmem87b
Product: transmembrane protein 87B
Exons: 19
Coding region: 335-2044 (569 amino acids)
Biological process (GO): retrograde transport, endosome to Golgi
Cellular component (GO): Golgi cisterna membrane; Golgi apparatus
Source: RefSeq, a predicted model, not a curated record